UUUUCUGCAAUUGUCGCAUUUUCUUGCUUGCGUGAAUAAAUUUUGUGGGGGAAAAGUAUUAAAAUAUUCAAUUUACCAACGAUACACAUACAGUUUUGAUAAAAGUAACUUUAACUAUUGGCCAUUAGACUGUAAGAAGAUGACGGAAGCUGAAGAUGUCAGUGAAUUGCUGUUUUUCGACACUUUUUCCCAUGAGUCUGAUGCGGACAUAAAUUUGGAUCUAGUCCAAUUUCCCAAGCCAGUGUUCAUUACACAGGUUCGCAUUAUUCCUUUGGGUGCUCGCGUGCAGGCGGAUUUCCCGGGCGGGGUGCGCUUGGGUGCAACAAAUCCCUCAAAAUUUGACAUUGAGUUUUUUGUCAACGACUUGGGUAUGCCGGGAGCGUCGGCAUUUGAGAAUUUGGGCCAACUGCAGUACAAUCAAAAUGAUUGCAUUCAUUUGGAGUGCACACAAGAGAAAAUUCCCACCGAUGGCUUGGUACUUAGAGGUUGGUACAAUACCAUUACUUUGGCAGUUUAUGGCAUAUUGACAAAUUCCUUGACGGAGAAUAUUGCCAGCCCACCACCGGCACCAUGUGAACCUGAGGAAAUGGAGGAUAUAGCGGCUAGUAUUAGCGCGGAUGCCAGAAAUACUACUUUACAAGAUGAUGACAUGAAGGAGGAGUGGAAAGAACCAUUGCCUGGAGAAAUUCCUGUGACGCAUGGUAUCGAACGGGAAGAUUUGGAAUAUGAGGGUUUGCGAGUUAGAGGCAUUACAGCAACAGCUGGCGUGAGUGAACACUAUCGUAGAGAUUCGGGCGAGGAAAGGGAAAGACGUUUGCGUAAAUCCUCAAGGUCUUCCGAAAGAUCUCCCACCUCCUCACGCAAUCGCUGCCUAUCCGAAAGCAACGACCGUGAGUAUAUACGUUCAAGAGAUAGAGAGCGUGAGAGAGACCGUGAAAAGAAUAUGAGAGAUGAUUGGUCCAGAAGUCCAGUUUAUGGCCAUCGUUCGAGAAGGAAACGCUCAGAACGCUCUCGUUCCGAUAUUGAAGAGUCGCACAAGUGGCCGCGAACGCCACCUGCAUCGAUUGUCUCACCAGCAAGACCACGUUCGCCUGACUACAGCGAUGAGGAGGCAGCGGCCGCUCAUUAUAAAGCCAUGAAGGCACGCAAUUAUGGACGUAGAUCGUCCGAAUCGCUAGAUGCGCCGGCAAGUGCUCCUGAAAAUCCCGAUAGUAAUAUGCCAGAAGAGGAAGAAACUCCCGGCACACCUGUGGAACAAUAUGAGCCCAUAUUAAGUGACGAUGAAAUAUUAGACGACGAACCUGACGAUGAUUCCAAUGCCAAUGAUGAUCAGGCUCAGGCUGUCGAUGAAUUCGAACAGGAAAUACAAUUGGCAGCAAUCAGCGCUAAACCGGCAAUAAUUGACUUCAAUCCCUACACACAGCCAGUGCAAAAAUUCACCGAAAGCUCUUUCAAGCAACAUGAAAAAGACGUUGAAGUUUUCGAAACCCUGCUUCGAAAAUACGAACAUCAAACUAAAUGCGGAUGUCUGGAGGCUUUUAAAGAUGCCGCUACGAGUGCUGAAGAAAAGGAGAAUUUCGUUUACCUCUGCGAGCAGUUAAUAAAUCAGCUGUCCUUUGUGUCCCAAAACUAUAAACGAAGGAAUCAUGUUUUUAAGGAGCUAUUUGGAAAAACGGAAAAUCUAAAGCAGAUGUACCACAUCCUAAUGGUAGCCUUAGAUUUUGAGGCAGCUUGUUCGCAACCUCAGCCAGCCUUCAAAAUCAGACAUAUAAAAACGGGAGCACGACUUAUGGAACUGUUGGCAACCAGCUGCAGUCUAUUUGAAUAUCUGCUGCACACAGAAAACUAUGAUCCCUUCAAGGCCAUUUUGAUUUUGUACCAUCAGAAGUACAUGGCGUUGUCCAUAAAGCUGUUGCUGUUGAAAUCCAUAUACACACUUCUGGAUACAAAACCAGCAUUACAACACUUCCUUUCGCCUGCUGUGGAUGGCUAUCAACUUAUUUUAGAUUUGCUGCACAGUUCCAAAUUGACCCGCACCAAGUACUUUUUGCAAUCGCUAAUAAAGAAGCUGCACUUAAACGAGGCUUUGCUGACCAUAAGAGAAACCUGCACCAAUCUCUUUGUCUUGACCAACUAUGAGGCCUCGUCCAUGGAACCUUAUCGAAUGUUGGAGGCGGCCAUUUUACAAGUUAUAGAGGCAUUGCAAGAGAAUUGCCUGUCAUAUCAGCAACCUCGUCGGUUUUUGCCCGUAUCCAAAAAGUUUGAAAUUUCUGUGGACACCUCGGCAUUGAGAAGUUUCGCUCACUCUUUGAGAUCCUAUUUUAAUCAGCACGCUUUGGCAGAGUCACUGCUAUUGCUUUUAAGCAACAGCGAUUCCUUGCCUUCGUUUUUAUUGUUGGCAAGUUUGGAUUUGCUGCAAGCUUUGUUGUCUUCACAUAUUGGCAUUGAUUAUUUGGUGGAUGAUGGUUUUGAAGUCACUCAAAUGUUGGUGGCUAUUUUACUUGGCAUUGAAGAAGUGCCACCUGAGGUGGAGGAAGCCAACUUAGAGGUAGAUGAAGAAGAUAUUGCUAUGAAACCACCGGAAAGUGUUACUAAAAAUGAAGAGGAUAAAACGAGCUCACCGAAAACCACCGCAACGCCAGCUGAGUCUGCAACGCAGUCUGAAAGCGCUGAAAAAGAGACCAUUAACGAAUCGGAAAUCUUGGAAGACGAUAUGCAGAUUAUCUCGGACAAACCUUGUAGUCGUCCUUAUGAUCUUCAACUUACUAAAGCUGGCGUCGAGUUAUCCUACAAAAUUCAGUCACGUUAUCAUCUAGAUGCCAUUGUUUAUUAUUCAAACACCAGCGAACAUUACGACGUUGGUAUUUUGUCCAACCAUUUGCAUGCUCUCUACUCACAGACAUGCAAUACCGAGGGACGACAGUACACUGUGGAGGUUAUAGGGCUCAAUAGUAAUCUGCACAUAUUCAUGGACCUUAUUAAGCAGGAACAACGGUUUCAGGCCCAGAGACAAUUGUCCUCGCCUGGGGCUAAAUACAAAAGUCCUGUGCUCAGUUAUGCUGUAGACAUGGUGGAUUGUUGUGUGCGUUAUGCUGAAAAUUUGGAUUAUCUAAUAGAAUUUGGAAAGCGUAUUUUGGAAUUGGCCAAAAAUCACGAAACCUUUGAACCCUCAGUUUCUGCGGUGCUACAAGAGCUGUUUGUGCACUUGAAACCAUUGGAGGUGGCCAAUAUAUUUUCCUAUGAUGAUAUCACUCCUCUUGUUGAGAUCAUCGGUCGUUCUGCCGAAUAUGUCACCACUUUUCCUGGAGAUUUGAUAAUGGGCCUAAGAAUUUUGCGCCACUUGGCCAUUGGCCCCGUUACCAAACUAUUCAAAUCUGCCGAUACGGAAGAGCUUAAACAUCGUUAUGUGGCUUUGCAAUUUUAUGCUACCGAUGGCAUACAGACCAUGUUGCAGAUAUUGGAGAAGUUGUGCGCCUACUUUGAACAGCCAGGCUUGCAUUCACCAUCUCUGAUGACCCUACAAGGCACCUACUGCAUUCAGAUUAUGUUGCCUUCCUUGCAGAUUUUGCGCGAAAUGCUUUCGUUUGCCAUACAAUGCCGUGAUGUGGAAUUCAAAGACUUGACGGCCAUUGAUCAUUUAAUGCGAUCCUACUUUUUGCUGCACUAUUUUCCAAGCAGCAGUCCAGUUGCAGCAGAUGUGGCUAAAUGUAAACAUGAAAUAAUACAAACUUUGCUGGCCUACACGCAGCCCAAUGAACAGGACGAGGAGUUGCUGCAUAAAUCAUUGUGGACCCAAAUGAUUCGAGAGAUUUUAAAAAACAUCGAUAGUCCAUCGACUUUUAUACCUGGGCUACUUGUACUAGCUGAAUUGCUGCCGCUUCCUUUGCCCGUACCUCUACCUUUGGGUGAUUCUUCUGCGAAUCAGGAAAUAUUAAAGAGCAAAGCUCAGCGUUUGCUAACCGAACGUAAACUAUGGUCGGCUCAUCUACAUCCACAAGGAGCACAAAUUGCCCGACUUUUAGAAGCCAUGGCGCCGUCAUCAUUCCCUCAACUAAGUGAUCUGUUAACCCGUGUGUGUCUACAAUUGGCUGAUUUAGCCCCAAACAUGACGCUAUUGAUAUCUAAAACUCUAAGUGACUUGUUAACCAGCGAGUGGUCUAGUGUGGGACAACAACCUUCGGCUCAGCUAUCACGUUUACUGCAAUUCUAUGCACGUCUUAAUACUCACCCUGCUUUGAAAAUUUCCACACUCUCCAUACUUUCGGGCAAGCUAUGGGAUCUCUUUCAACAGCUGUUGACUCUUAAGAAUCCCACAGAGUUGGGCAUUAAAUGUCAACAUUCAGUUCAUCGCAUCUUGGAAAGUUUUUUAGAUACUGACAUCUCCUUUAUAUCCACCAAAUCCUUACUGACCAACAACAAUGCCAAUCCUUUGCUAAAUUUGGCCUCAGCUUUGCCCAACAAGGAAUUGAUACCCAAGAUGGUGGAGGCCAUAAUCACCAAUGUCAUGCAAACUGAUCUAAAGGAAGAAAUUUCAACCAUGGGAGUUCGAAAUUUGUUGAUGUUAACAGAUCACGAUAUAACCUUCUAUCAUCUGUCGCUGAUGUUGAAGCAAAAGAAAACCGAAUUCCAAGAAUGGCUUAAAAAGUUCAAUGGCAUUAAUGAACCGGCUUCAUACAGUGCCAUUGUUGAGGCUUUGAUACUAUUGCUGCGUGCUCUAAGCCAUAUUGAAGAUCUCAGUCAACAUUAUACGAAUCUGCCGCCUCGCACUUUGAAAUUGUCUGGCCAAGAAUUGGCCUUGAUAACCGCUUACAAUAGAGACGAUGAAAAAUCCCAUAUACUGGAACGCUUGUCGGUUUUAUUGGAAGCUUGCAGUCCAGGCGAAGAAGCUAAAUCUCUGAAGACCGACAUACAAGCGCUGAAGGAUAUGCUAAAAGCCGCCGAUUUGGCUUUAGCUGCUGGCAACGAAGAGGAGUCAACCGCCUCUGGCAAUGAUGCCACAAACUUAUCGGCACAACUAUGUGCCAAUGUUGAACCCAGUCUGCCCCAAACGGAAAGUAUUGUGACGCAGUAUGAUGCAAGGCCCAUAUUCACCACCUAUGAUGCAGUCACUGAUGAUAUGCUGCACAUGACCAGCGAUUAUUGGCUUCAAAUGCUGAACAUCGAUGAUCUAACGACCCAAGAUUUCGAGACACAAUAUGAGCGUAUCACAUGUGAUUUAACUGAGUUGGCCCAAAACUGCUUGACACCCGAAUGUAAUCUCUCGUCGGACUGCAAAAGGGUCUUACACCUGUCCGCCUCGCCACAAUCAAAUCGUGAGCGCACACCCACGGCGCCUUGCUUUAGGACCAGGCGUGUAGAGGUUGAACCCAGCACGGGAAGGCCGGAAAAGAAAAUCUUUAUUACCUCGAUGAGAGGCAGAGGCUAUGUAAGGCCUCCACCUUCCAGAGGAGAUUUGUUCCGCUCACGUCCCCCGAAUACCUCAAGACCACCGUCGCUGCAUGUUGAUGACUUUUUGGCACUGGAAACUUGUGGUGCACAACCCACCGGCCCCACAGGCUACAAUAAAAUUCCCCCCCUCAUGCGAGGCUCACGGGUGGGCCGUAGCCGUGGUUCAAGAAUUUCUGCGGUAGGAGCCUAUCGUAAGAAAACAAUUAUACGCACUAACUCUCCACUCACAUGGAAUGAGGGUGGGGGUCACUCACACUACCGCUCAUCCAGUGAGCAUUUUGGUUCAUCCUCGGGCGAACCUCACUAUGUCACCUCACAUUUCAGCGGCAGAAUUCGAGGCCGUGGCCUGCGAUCGCGACCCUACAUGCGUUGAAAAAGUUGCAAUUUCUUUUUUUAUUUCAGCUUAGCUUUUAUAUAUUUUCCUAAAUACAUGAACAAUUUCUUAUCUUAUAGAGUUUUAA
Messenger RNA from Stomoxys calcitrans (stable fly), 5909 nucleotides. RefSeq names its product protein virilizer (gene vir). Lineage: Eukaryota; Metazoa; Arthropoda; Insecta; Diptera; Muscidae. Bases 140 to 5821 code for a protein of 1893 amino acids. Gene Ontology annotation, molecular function: RNA binding. The record is from RefSeq and is a predicted model, not a curated record. The transcript has 4 exons. Gene Ontology annotation, cellular component: RNA N6-methyladenosine methyltransferase complex.